AUGGCAUUAUCAAAAUUAGAGAAUCAAGGAUUAACUGUACGUUCAGCAGUAUCUGGUUUCUUUAAUGUUGGAGAAUGGGUUGCAGCCAAGAGCAUCAACUUCACAAAGACUAAAAUAUCACAAUACAAAUUAGAUGAUUAUCCAUUAAGAAAACCAAAGGAUUAA
Molecule: messenger RNA, 165 nt
Organism: Cavenderia fasciculata
Lineage: Eukaryota; Evosea; Eumycetozoa; Acytosteliales; Cavenderiaceae
Exons: 1
Coding region: 1-165 (54 amino acids)
Source: RefSeq, a predicted model, not a curated record